AUGCAGAACGGGGCCAGCAAAAUGUCGGGCGAGGGCUCGGUUGGAAAUCGCCCGCCCUCUACAGAAGCAGACAGUGAUGAAGCCAACCAAUUCCCUAGCGAGGAUGAGGACCACGGCGACCACGAAACACUCUGUCGUAAUGGGAAGAGAAAGCGUCCUGUCUCAGUCUCAUGUGAGCUAUGCAAGCAAAGAAAGGUCAAGUGUGAUCGUGGGCAACCAUCGUGCGGCUGGUGUACCCGCAAUGGCGCUAUAUGCGAAUAUAAAGAACGCAAGAAGCCUGGUUUAAGAGCGGGCUAUGGUCGCGAGCUUGAGCAGCGCCUCGACAAGCUCGAGGAGAUAUUGCGCUCCCAUGCUGAGAUUCUCCAUGGCAACUUGGCAUCCAACACAAAUCCCGUCUUAGCUGCCAGUAUUCGGCAUAGUAACCCAAGUCUUCCGAGCGACCAAGGAACUCCACGGGAUACUCACCCAAACCUCCUCCGACCUUCAGAACCAGUCCGCACGCCUCAAACCGAUCCUGUCAUGUUUGGUCAGAAGGCACCCAGCUCCAACUUUGCCCCGAGCACACAGAGUCUCGAUUUCAACGUUGCUCAUACACCUAGAAUGAACGAUGGUUACCAGAGUCAGAACCAGGCGUCGAUGUCAGGUGUGGCAGCAUCCUCCCAAUUAUCACCCAUGCAACAUGUCGCUGUCACUCAAGACUAUUACACGUCUGUACAACCCAACAUUCAUUCACCCACGGCCCCACUAUCAUCGGCUCCAGGCACAUCGACCCCAGAUCGAGAUAUGCCGCCUUACGACCUUCUAUAUGCACUUGUUGAUCUCUACUUCAAACAUAUCAAUACCUGGUGCCCCAUUUUGCACCGCAAAACGACUCUAGAUAGCCUUUUUGGACCAUCUGCCCUCGAUGAAACAGAUCGAGUUCUACUCCACGCCAUAGUUGCAACCACAAUGCGCUACUCGACGGACGCUAGGCUAACAGAGGAGCGGCGAGAGCACUAUCACCGAGUUUCCAAAGAGCGCGUUCUCCUUUAUGGCAUGGAAAACUCCUCGGUCAAGGCGUUGCAAGCUCUCGUUAUCCUGGCUCUUGAUCUUUGUGGGAGCAGUAACGGCCCGCCAGGGUGGAAUAUUAUGGCUUUGAUCACUCGUUCUGUAGUACAGCUUGGUCUCGCUGUGGAAAUCACCUCAUCCACUGUGUCGCCUCAUUACCUUUCAAUAUACACGCUUCGGGCCAUGACACUCUCGGAACCCAAGGAUUUUAUCGAGGAAGAGGCGAGACGGCGUCUAUUUUGGAUGAUAUAUCUUCUGGACAGAUAUGCAACUCUUGCGACUGCUUUUGAAUUUGCUCUGGACGACAAGGAAAUUGACAGGACAUUACCGUGCCGUGAUGACUUGUGGAUCAAGAAUCAAAAGGUUGACACUCGAUGGUUCAGCACUGACCUACACUCUGGUUCGCCCGGCCAUGAUAUUGAUCAGCCAGAGAACCUGGGUGCAUUCGCCUACUACAUCGAAAUCCUCGGUAUUCUCUCCAAGAUACACAAGUUUCUUAAACAGCCAGUCGACAUUAGUGCCUUGAGCGAUGUGGAACAAUGGCAGAUGCGGUACAAGGAACUUGACAACAUGCUGACAUCCUGGAAGUUCAGUCUUCCUGGUGAAUUUGGGAAUAUGGCAAAACUGUUCCAUCCAGGGAGUAAAAGCAUCAACUGCGCUUGGGUCAUGCUUCAUGCCACCUACCAUACGGCCGUUAUUCGCCUUCACUCGUCAGCUGCCUAUCCUACAACGAGGUCACCCAUAUUCACUCCAUCAUAUAGCGCGUCGCAACGAUGUCAUGGUGCAGUUGAAAAUGUGGCUGCCCUCGGGGAAUUUGUUGUGAAUAACGGGAUGCUAGCAAAGCUGGGUCCACCAUUUGCGUUUACUCUCUGGGUUUCGGCUCGUCUGCUCCUUGUUCAUGGCUCAACAGUUGAACAUAAACUUUCACCGCAGCUUCCGUUCUUCGUCGAUAGUCUGCGUGAAAUGGGUCGUUACUGGCCUGUUGCGGCACGAUAUUCCCAGUUGCUGCAAAGAGUCUUGGAUGAGCAUCACGAUAGCGAGCGACAAGGUGACGGGAUUACGCCCAGUUCAGUCAAAAUCCUCUCUGAUAUGCGACGCACAGCAUUUGACUUGGAUUUCCUCAUCUCGCGGCAGCCCAGACAGCCUAGUGCUCUGAGUAGGUUACCGAGCGUCACGCCCGCGAGGACACCGGCUCCCAACGAGCUUGAAUAUCUUGACGUGUUCGACUUUUUCAACGUACCUCGACUCCCUUUUGGGGGUGAGCAUAUUUCCGGCGCCAAUGGAACACCGGCUCCGCCAGGGGCCGAGAUGAGCGCGUCCAACGACAACGGAACGGGCUUGGGGGCGUCAAAUGAGUUUAAUAUAACCAACUUCAUGGUCGAUGCCAACAGUGACUGGCUGUUCAAACAAGAGGGAGGGCCCAAGUAUAUGGCAGCUACAUAA
Molecule: messenger RNA, 2490 nt
Organism: Fusarium tjaetaba
Lineage: Eukaryota; Fungi; Ascomycota; Sordariomycetes; Hypocreales; Nectriaceae
Product: Zn(II)2Cys6 transcriptional activator
Exons: 3
Coding region: 1-2490 (829 amino acids)
Biological process (GO): regulation of DNA-templated transcription; DNA-templated transcription
Cellular component (GO): nucleus
Molecular function (GO): DNA-binding transcription factor activity, RNA polymerase II-specific; zinc ion binding; DNA binding
Source: RefSeq, a predicted model, not a curated record